AUGCCCCUCUCAACAACCACCCCUUUCUCGCGCCUCCUGCGCGCCGAGUCCAACAUCAGUCUCACCACAGACAAACCCUCCCACACCCUCAAAAAGCGCUCUCCAUCCUCAAUCCGCCUCAUCCCCCACAGCACCUCUCCCCCAGACACCGCACCCCAACCACCACGAAACAACCCCGACAGUCCAACCCCCUCCACCCCAAACGACUCGCCACCCCGCGACCAACACGCCACAAGCGCGUACCCGGACCCCACGCAAGCCCUCGCUGCGAGCGUGAGCGUGAGCUUGGGCAUGAGCAUGAGCAUGAGCAUGAACAAGCACAAGGGAAAGGGCUCAGACACGCCACCAGUCCAGAAGACGACGACGACAACAACGACAGACUUCUUCGCACUGCAGCCGCCUGACGCGCGCGUCUGCGGCUGGUUCAACUUUACGUGCUGUCAGUGUGGCAAGGAGACGCAUUGGGAGGCGCCGGUGUGCAGCUUCCUGCAGUGUGGGCAUGUCAAGUGUGAGAAUUGCCGGAAGACGUGGCAUGCGUAG
Messenger RNA from Pseudovirgaria hyperparasitica, 540 nucleotides. RefSeq lists its product as uncharacterized. The record is from RefSeq and is a predicted model, not a curated record. The coding region runs from base 1 to 540 and encodes 179 amino acids. NCBI's taxonomy places the organism in Eukaryota, Fungi, Ascomycota, Dothideomycetes, Acrospermales, Acrospermaceae. The transcript has a single exon.